Messenger RNA from Thrips palmi, 1122 nucleotides. RefSeq names its product cuticle protein 21-like. The transcript is spliced from 2 exons. The record is from RefSeq and is a predicted model, not a curated record. Gene Ontology annotation, cellular component: extracellular matrix. The annotation marks the transcript as partial. NCBI's taxonomy places the organism in Eukaryota, Metazoa, Arthropoda, Insecta, Thysanoptera, Thripidae.
GCCCCCGGCCACUACGCCGCCCCCAGCCACUACGCCGCCCCCGCCUACCCAGUGGCGAAGGCCGUGGCCUACCCAGUGGCAAAGGCAGAGGCCAGUCCGUACAACGCCGUGGCCUACCCAGCGGCCCCCGUGCAGUACGCACCGCCCCAGUACACGUACGCCUACGACGUCCACGACGAGCUGACGGGCGACGUCAAGAGCCAGCACGAGAGCCGCGACGGCGACGUGGUCCACGGCAGCUACUCGCUGCUCGACCCGGACGGCACCCGCCGCACCGUGGAGUACACUGCCGACCCGGAGCACGGCUUCAACGCCGUGGUGCACAGGGAGGCCGCGUCCGUGCACAAGCAGCACGCCGCCGUGGCGCACGCCCCCGCCAAGGUGGCCUACGCCGUCCCCAAGGCCGGCCACGUCGUCGCGGCGCCCGUGGCGUACGCCCCCGCCAAAGCGGCGUACGUCGCGCCCCCGACACCCGUCGCCUACGCCGUGCCCGCCCAGCGCAAGGUCGCCUACGCCGCGCCCGCCCCAGCACACUACCCAGUGCAGGCCCACCCCGUCGCAGCGUACCCCGCGCAGCACGCUCACUCCGUGCAGCAGGCUCACCCUGUGCAGCAGGCCUACCCCGUGCAGCAGGCUCACCCUGUUCAGCCGGCUUACCCAGUUCAGCAGGCCUACCCCGUGCAGCAGGCUCACCCUGUUCAGCCGGCUUACCCUGUUCAGCAGGCCUACCCCGUGCCGCAGGCCCACCCGGUGCAGCUCUUCCCCGGCCAGCACCCCCAGGCGCCCCACAGGUCGUCCUACAGCACGUCGUACAUCUCCUCGCCGGCGGGGUACCAGCAGUACCAGCACUAGAGACUGCGAGCCAACGCGCGUCUCGGUACGCCGCCCGCCCUGCGUCGGGGAAGGGCAGCGCUCGGACACUCCAGGCGGACCCAGCCGCCGAGGGGCCCUCCAGGGGACCCCGAGGGACCCUCCAGGGGACCCCGAGGGACCCUCCAGGGGACCCACCGCCCGAUCUCAAGCAUCACCCACUCAUCGCAGCCCGUUCGCCAGCCACGUAAUUCGCAUCAUGUUUAAUUUAUUGUAUGCAUAGUGGAAACAAUAAAACUCCGCAAAACGUGU